Molecule: messenger RNA, 1112 nt
Organism: Cornus florida
Lineage: Eukaryota; Viridiplantae; Streptophyta; Magnoliopsida; Cornales; Cornaceae
Exons: 2
Coding region: 483-1112 (209 amino acids)
Source: RefSeq, a predicted model, not a curated record
UAGUUGGGUUCAAUAUAUCAAAGAUGCUUUCAUUUUUUAUCCAGAUGUUUCUAUCAUUCUAUGCCGUAGUUGGGAUUUAUCUGGUGAGGGUGCUUUUGUUGCUAGUAAGGCUGUUUAGCAGUCAGCACUUGUAACCAACGGGCUAGUGGUCUAACGGUAUCAGUCUCUUGCUUCUCAAAGGGAGGUGGGGAGUUCAAGUUUGAAAAGAGAUAAGUGUGUGUGAGUACCAACUAAAAAAAAAAAAAAAAAAAGUUAGCACUUGUGCUACCAAUUCAGAAUGGACUUAUAAGUCAGCAGACGUUGCUUUCCAUGGGCAUAAGUAUCAAAACCAUUUGUGUUUUUUUUUUUUGUUUUUGUUUUUGUGUAGGGAGAGAAGAGAGCAUUUGUUUUUUUAACUGCUCUUUUACUAGUAGAUUAUAGUCUGUUAUUUAUGCGAAUGUAGCUCUUCAAUUACCCCCCUCUGAUUGGAGUAAUCUGAUGCAAUGGGCUACUCUGACUUGAAGAUUAAUCCUUUGUUUAAGUUAGAUGCUAGCUAUUACUGCUUAUGUUAUUUGGGUAGGUGGCUUUUUUUAUGUUUUUUUAUUGACACAGAUGGGGAAGAAAAGAGAAGGUUCCAAACAAUUUAUAUGGAACAAACAAAUGGAGAGGGUGUUAUUGGAAAUUCUUUUAAUAGGGUAGCAAAUGCAAUCAAAGAUAAAUUUGGAGUUGAAUGUUCAUCCAAUCACGUUGAACACCAUCUUAGAACCGUAAGAAAUGCAUGGUUGGCAAUAGAGCAACUUCGUGGAAAAUCAGGUUUUGGAUGGGAUGAGAAUAUGAAGAUGGUGGUUGCUAGUCCAAGCAGGAGUCGUACCUCUCGUGAUAUGGAUCAACUUGAAAGCAUUACAACAAAACUUGGAGCGGUCGCUACUGCAAUUAGUAGGUUGACUGAAGAUCGACUGGAUAUUAACAACUUAUAUGAUGAGCUGAGGAAGACUGAUGGUUUCAACCAUGUGUUUCUUGCCACAGCAUUUGAUUACUUGGUGGAGCAUGAAAGGCUUGCAAAGGCAUUUUUGGCUAAGAACAACAAACUUAGAAAGAUUUGGCUGGAAAAUUUUCAAAAGCAAUCACAUUAG